Plasmodium inui San Antonio 1 is the source of this 204-nucleotide messenger RNA. RefSeq lists its product as hypothetical. Lineage: Eukaryota; Apicomplexa; Aconoidasida; Haemosporida; Plasmodiidae. The record is from RefSeq and is a predicted model, not a curated record. The coding region runs from base 1 to 204 and encodes 67 amino acids. The transcript has a single exon.
AUGAAAGAAAAAUUACUUUAUAAAAUUCCUUUAAUAAAUAUUGAGAAUUAUAAGAAAAUUGAUUUUGAAAGGAGCAAGAAACUGAUAAUAUGUAUAAAAAGUGAUAUUUCUAGUGAUUCAUGCAUAGACAGAAAAAAUAUUUCCUUCGUAAGCAUUUUUAUUUUCUUGCUCUUCUUUUGCUAUAGAGCAUUCUAUUAUUCGUAG